Molecule: messenger RNA, 3483 nt
Organism: Closterium sp. Naga37s-1
Lineage: Eukaryota; Viridiplantae; Streptophyta; Zygnematophyceae; Desmidiales; Closteriaceae
Source: the annotation of a GenBank genome assembly
AUGCUCGCUCCUCCGCUUGCUGCUGCCCAUGGCGCCGCCGACACGUGGCAAAGCGCCGCGGGAGAGGCGGCGGGAAAUGCGGCGCAGCUGGCGGGGAUGGACGAGAGCAUGCAGGCGCUGCGGGAAGUGGUAGUGUGGCCGAUUAAGUACGCCAAAGAGGCCGCUGCGCUAGGCCUAAAGUGGCCGUCAGGUGUGCUGCUGUACGGCCCGCCAGGCACGGGCAAGACGCUGAUGGUGAGGGAGAUAGCUCGGGAGUGCAACGCACGGCUCUUCACUGUCACGUCGUCAUCCAUCUUUGGAGCAUACGCGGGGGAGAGCGAGAGGCGGCUGAGAGACGUGUUUGAUGCGGCCAGGGGGGGAAAGGAUGGGGAGGGGGGACUGGGGGUAGGAGGUAAAGAGGGAGUUGCUGAGGGAGGGGCAGACGGAGGAGCGGAUGUGCGGCCGUCGAUUGUGUUCAUUGACGAGAUAGACGUGUUGUGCCCCAAGAGAGACUCCAGACGUGUUGUGCCCCAAGAGAGACUCAAGCCCACCGCUUCCCACCCCUCUCGACCGCUUGUUGUCAUCGCUGCCACAAAUCGCCCUAACGCACUAGAUGCCGCGCUGCGCCGGCCGGGACGAUUCGACCGCGAGAUCGCAAUCAACGUGCCAGGCACGAGGGAGAGAGAGGCGAUACUAAAGCUGCAUGCGCGCUCCCUCCCUCUGCUUGCUGACGUGGACAUGCGCCAGCUGGCGGCGCGCUGCAAGGGCUACGUGGGUGCUGACCUGGCGGCGGUGUGUCGCGAGGCGGCUCUUGCUGCUGUCAUGGAGAUUGCUGCUGGGGAGGAGGAGAGGGGAGGAGGGAUAGUAAGGGGGGCAGUGGUAGGUAAGGAGGGGGAGGUGGCGGCUGGGGAAAGGGAGGCUUCUCUUGCUGCCGUGAUGGAGGUGGCUGGUGGAGAGGAGGAGAGGGUUGCAGGGGUAGUGGGGGUAGUGGCUGAGGAAGGGAAGGCGGUUUCUGGGGAAGGGAAGGAGAGGGAGGGAAUGGUAGGAGUGGGGGAAGGUGCAGAAAGGGUUGAUUUUUCAGUCGACUCGAAAAUUGAGCUUCUUUCACAUCUGCUCUCUCGUGUGGGGCCAUCUGGGACUCGUGGCGUGGCGACUGAACUGCCUGCCGUCACGUGGAGCGACAUUGGAGGAUUGGAGGGCGUGAAGGUGAGAAAAGAGGGGGGAGUGGGGGGGAGAGGUUUAAUUUCUUUCACAUGCGCUCUCUCGUGUCGUGUGGGGCCCUCUGUGACUCGCGGCGUGGCAGCUGAACUGCCUGCUGUCACGUGGAGCGACAUCGGGGGGUUGGAGGGUGUCAAGAAGCGACUGCAGAUGGCGGUGGAGUGGCCCUUGCAGCACCCAGAAGCCUUCCUGCGCCUCGCUCUCACCCCUCCCAGGGGAGUGCUGCUGCACGGCCCUCCCGGGGGCGGCAAGACAAUGCUCGCCCUCGCUGCUGCCCAUGCCUCCAAGGCAACCCUCUUCUCUCUCAGCGGUGCAGACCUGUUCUCCAUGUAUGUGGGCGAGGGAGAGGCAAUGCUGAAAGACACGUUCCGAUUGGCUCGCAUGGCGGCUCCCAGCGUGGUGUUUGUCGAUGAGGUGGACGUGGUCGGGGGGCGCAGAAACCAAUGCAUGCUGCUUCGUCUGUGCAUGCACCUCCCAACCAACCCCAUCAACUUGGUGCUCAUCAACUUGGUGCCCAUCAACUUGGUGCUCAUCAACUUGGUGCUCAUCAACUUGGUGCUCAUCAACUUGGUGCUCAUCAACUUGGUGCUCAUCAACUUGGUGCCCAUCAACUUGGUGCUCAUCAACUUGGCGCUCAUCAACUUGGCGCUCAUCAACUUGGUGCUCAUCAACUUGGUGCUCAUCAACUUGGUGCUCAUCAACUUGGUGCUCAUCAACUUGGUGCUCAUCAACUUGGUGCUCAUCAACUUGGUGCUCAUCAACUUGGUGCUCAUCAACUUGGUGCUCAUCAACUUGGUGCUCAUCAACUUGGUGCUCAUCAACUUGGUGCUCAUCAACUUGGUGCUCAUCAACUUGGUGCUCAUCAACUUGGUGCUCAUCAACUUGGUGCUCAUCAACUUGGUGCUCAUCAACUUGGUGCUCAUCAACUUGGUGCUCAUCAACUUGGUGCUCAUCAACUUGGUGCUCAUCAACUUGGUGCUCAUCAACUUGGUGCUCAUCAACUUGGUGCUCAUCAACUUGGUGCUCAUCAACUUGGUGCUCAUCAACUUGGUGCUCAUCAACUUGGUGCUCAUCAACUUGGUGCUCAUCAACUUGGUGCUCAUCAACUUGGUGCUCAUCAACUUGGUGCUCAUCAACUUGGUGCUCAUCAACUUGGUGCUCAUCAACUUGGUGCUCAUCAACUUGGUGCUCAUCAACUUGGUGCUCAUCAACUUGGUGCUCAUCAACUUGGUGCUCAUCAACUUGGUGCUCAUCAACUUGGUGCUCAUCAACUUGGUGCUCAUCAACUUGGUGCUCAUCAACUUGGUGCUCAUCAACUUGGUGCUCAUCAACUUGGCGCUCAUCAACUUGGCGCUCAUCAACUUGGCGCUCAUCAACUUGGCGCUCAUCAACUUGGUGCUCAUCAACUUGGUGCUCAUCAACUUGGUGCUCAUCAACUUGGUGCUCAUCAACUUGGUGCUCAUCAACUUGGUGCUCAUCAACUUGGUGCUCAUCAACUUGGUGCUCAUCAACUUGCUGCUCAUCAACUUGCUGCUCAUCAACUUGCUGCUCAUCAACUUGGUGCUCAUCAACUUGGUGCUCAUCAACUUGGUGCUGUGCUCAUCAACUUGGUGCUCAUCACUUGGUGCUCAUCAACUUGGUGCUCAUCAACUUGGUGCUCAUCAACUUGGUGCUCAUCAACUUGGUGCUCAUCAACUUGGUGCUCAUCAACUUGGUGCUCAUCAACUUGGUGCUCAUCAACUUGAAAUCUCAGGCAGUGGAGGAAGCGGGGGGGGGGGCGGGGGCAGCGUGGGGGAGAGGCUACUGGCGGCGCUGCUGACUGAAAUGGGCGGGCUUCAGUUGCCCACCGCUUUCAUCUCACAAUCCAGUUGGAUCAUCUACGUGCCACCAUUGGACGAAGCAGGGAGGCUACACGCUCUGCAGAUCCACACAUCCGCCAUGCGCCUCGCUCCUGACGUCAGCCUGCCAGCUGUCGCCACCCGCACGGCGCUGUUCACCGGCGCUGACGUGGCAGCGCUGUGCAGGGAGGCUGCCUUGGCAGCGUUGAGAGGGAAGGUUCUUGGAAAUGGGGAGGGAGGGAGUGAAACAACAGCAGAGGAUAUAGCACAUGGGGAAGCAAAAGCAGUAGCAGAAGCACAAGCGCAAGCACAAGCAGCAGGAGCAGCAGUUGUUGCAUCUAAUACCACUCCCCCAUGCGUUUCCCAUGAGCAUUUUGAUGCUGCACUGAUGGUGGUCCGGCCGUCCUUGACUGAACUGGAGGUUCGAGCAUACGAGCGAGACACUUAG